AUGAGUUCCCUCGAUGUGAAUGUCGCAACAGGUAUUGUCCAGGGGAAUACCAAUACCCCCGACCUCAUGGGCGCGAACGCGUCAGUCGUCGACACGGUCGCCCCGACUGCGCAGGUGUCGCCAGUCGUGCGUAACACCACUGGGCGCGGAGGUAACCGAGGUUCCAACCGGAAGGUCCCCAUUCCGCCGCCGCCACGCGCUUCUCCUUCCAGUUCUUCGGGCUAUCCCGGUGUGAGCUGGAACAAGCGCAUGGGAGCGUGGCUGUCGUUCUACUACGACGCCGAUACGCGCCGAAGUCGUACCUUCCACCCCAAGUACUACGACUUUGACGUCGAGAAGGCGAAGCAGGCUGCCAUUGAGUUCAUGAAAUCGAUUGAAAAGCACCCGCGCUGUAGUUUACGUAAGAGCCGGCGUGACGCCAAGAACGCAGCGUUUCUGAAUGGCGGGUACAACUUCGACCCCCAGUACCUGGAUAUUCCAGGGCGUACCCGAAAGCGCGCUGCGGUCCACCCCAUCAACAACAGUGAGUACAAAACGCGGAGCUCGAAGAACCAGAUGAACAUGCCCGCCAACCAGAAUACGAUGUCGGAAAUGUAUGACAUGGAAUCUUUGAAACGCAACUUCCAAAUGACGUCGAACUUUUUGGACCCGUGCUACGGAGGAAAUUCGGGCUCUAUGGAUAGUGGUGAAUACAUUAAUGCUAACAACGUCCUGGAGAAUAACUACCUCAGCGGAUCGUUCGAGUCGCAGCAGGAUUUUGACAAGGGGUAUCAGAGUCCGAUGACCUGGCCCGCGUGCCAGAGCUUCUUCGGCAACCCGGAGUACUACAUGGAUUCCCAGAACUACAGCGUGCCCUUCCUCGAGGGCGACAUGGCCUACACCUCCCCCAGCAACGUGUACUCCGAGGGUGACUUGCCCUACGCCGGCAACAGCGCGAGCAGCUCGCAGCAGGUACACGGCGAACAGGUGGGAGCGGAGAACCAGGAGUCUCAGUCGCAGAACAUGUUUGUUGGCAACUACGAGAUGUCGCCCACCAACGAGGACGCGGAGAUCCACAUGCUGAUGCAGUCGAUCGCCCUCUCGCCGAGCGAAAGCUUCGACGGGCUUCGCCCGACGACCUACAACUACGGCGACGGCACCAGUGGCAGCAGCGGCUCCGCCAACAACAACGCUCCGCAGCCCUACUCCAACAGCGGGACGACUCCGCUGGGCAGCCCCUACUUGUCGCCUUAUGUGCAGACCAUCUACAACCAGUUCCCCGAAGACUCUGAUCUGAACCGCACCUUCGGUUUUCAGAACCUAAUCCUCGCCAACGAGACGCAGCCGAAUCAGCAGACUCAGUCUGCCAUGCACUCACAGAGCUAA
Molecule: messenger RNA, 1365 nt
Organism: Babesia ovata
Lineage: Eukaryota; Apicomplexa; Aconoidasida; Piroplasmida; Babesiidae
Product: transcription factor with AP2 domain-containing protein
Exons: 1
Coding region: 1-1365 (454 amino acids)
Biological process (GO): regulation of DNA-templated transcription
Molecular function (GO): DNA-binding transcription factor activity
Source: RefSeq, a predicted model, not a curated record